CACUCCAUUUUGAGUCGCCAUUUCAUGACUAAACGCCACUAGUACAUUGUUUGACAGACUUACGCUUAUAACUCUCUUGAGGUUAACGAAUUGUCUUAGUUUUUUGUAUUUUAACUCAAGUCAUAUAAUAUCAUUAACAAAAAUUUAAAAAUUCAUUAGCGAGAGAUAUUCUAAAAGGAUCAAGAUGCAAAUUUUUGUUAAGACACUUACUGGAAAGACCAUUACACUCGAAGUAGAAUCAUCUGAUUCUAUUGAAAAUGUAAAAGCCAAAAUACAAGACAAAGAAGGUAUCCCACCAGAUCAACAACGUCUAAUCUUUGCUGGUAAACAAUUGGAAGAUGGUCGUACCUUGUCUGAUUACAACAUCCAAAAAGAAUCUACACUUCAUCUUGUACUCCGUCUUCGUGGUGGUAUGCAAAUUUUUGUUAAGACACUUACUGGAAAGACCAUUACACUCGAAGUAGAAUCAUCUGAUUCUAUUGAAAAUGUAAAAGCCAAAAUACAAGACAAAGAAGGUAUCCCACCAGAUCAACAACGUCUAAUCUUUGCUGGUAAACAAUUGGAAGAUGGUCGUACCUUGUCUGAUUACAACAUCCAAAAAGAAUCUACACUUCAUCUUGUACUCCGUCUUCGUGGUGGUAUGCAAAUUUUUGUUAAGACACUUACUGGAAAGACCAUUACACUCGAAGUAGAAUCAUCUGAUUCUAUUGAAAAUGUAAAAGCCAAAAUACAAGACAAAGAAGGUAUCCCACCAGAUCAACAACGUCUAAUCUUUGCUGGUAAACAAUUGGAAGAUGGUCGUACCUUGUCUGAUUACAACAUCCAAAAAGAAUCUACACUUCAUCUUGUACUCCGUCUUCGUGGUGGUAUGCAAAUUUUUGUUAAGACACUUACUGGAAAGACCAUUACACUCGAAGUAGAAUCAUCUGAUUCUAUUGAAAAUGUAAAAGCCAAAAUACAAGACAAAGAAGGUAUCCCACCAGAUCAACAACGUCUAAUCUUUGCUGGUAAACAAUUGGAAGAUGGUCGUACCUUGUCUGAUUACAACAUCCAAAAAGAAUCUACACUUCAUCUUGUACUCCGUCUUCGUGGUGGUGUUUUUAAUUAAUUCAUAUUGUGACUAUUGAUAAUCAAUUAUACUGAAUUAGAAAUUAUUUUUUGGCUCUUUAAAAAAAAUACAAUUCCAUGUUAAUAUAUGUUUAAAAAUAGUAUUGUAUUGAAAUAGAUUUCAAAUUAAUAGUA
Messenger RNA from Daktulosphaira vitifoliae (grape phylloxera), 1242 nucleotides. Its product is annotated as polyubiquitin-B-like. The coding region runs from base 185 to 1108 and encodes 307 amino acids. Gene Ontology annotation, cellular component: cytoplasm; nucleus. Gene Ontology annotation, biological process: modification-dependent protein catabolic process; protein ubiquitination. Gene Ontology annotation, molecular function: protein tag activity; ubiquitin protein ligase binding. The record is from RefSeq and is a predicted model, not a curated record. The transcript has 2 exons. NCBI's taxonomy places the organism in Eukaryota, Metazoa, Arthropoda, Insecta, Hemiptera, Phylloxeridae.